Molecule: messenger RNA, 3828 nt
Organism: Ipomoea triloba (trilobed morning glory)
Lineage: Eukaryota; Viridiplantae; Streptophyta; Magnoliopsida; Solanales; Convolvulaceae
Product: transcription factor LHW
Exons: 10
Coding region: 638-3352 (904 amino acids)
Biological process (GO): regulation of DNA-templated transcription
Molecular function (GO): DNA-binding transcription factor activity; protein dimerization activity
Source: RefSeq, a predicted model, not a curated record
GACACACUCCACAAACGCUUGCUUUCAUCUUCUCCUCCCCAAAGCAAAAAAGUGAAGCCUAUCUCCGUUAAGUUCUCAGCAAAAAACCCUCACACUUGAGAUAUACCCUGAGAUUCUUUGCUCCCAUUUCUAAAGCUCUCGUCUUUUUCCCAAUUCUUUGAAUCUUGAUACAGAUACACUGGUAUAUACCCACUUUCUUUGCUUCUUGAAAUGGAGAAAAUUGUGCUUAUUGUUAGCUGUGAGCUCAAGGCUUGUGGCAUAGUGUAGAAAGGGUCGUCGGAGUUUCAAUUUCCGGAGCUUUAAGGAAAAAAAAGCUCUUUUUUUUUUUUUUUUUCCUCUCUCUCCUUUGGGAGUUUACUUUCUCUCUUCUUUCCCGCUCUAGAAUGGGUUGCAAGCGCAUGAUUGUUAGGAAUUUGGAUCCGGAGAGGAAAAGGAGCGGUGGGUUGAGAACCAAACAGGCGGGGCGCGGGUCUUGUAGAGGAAGUUAGGCCAUUUGAACUGCACUUGCCGGAAAACCAGGAGAGCAAUGAUUCUUCGCCGGCGCUGACAACUAUUCAGUUUUUCUUUUUCUAUUUAUCUCCGCAAUAAGGGAAAAAAAGUUUUGUUCUUGAAAUAAAUUCAUAGACUGUUACUCGCUAUGGGGUACUUGCUGAAGGAAGCUUUGAAGACUCUGUGUGGAGUCAAUAGAUGGUCUUAUGCUAUUUUCUGGAAGAUCGGCUGCCAAAACCCCAAGCUUUUGAUUUGGGAAGAAUGUUAUUAUGAACCUGCACUCUACUCUGGUAUCCACGGAAUUCCUGGGUCUCAGAACCCAGAACUUGCUUUUCAAAAUUGGAGCGCUUGUUGGACUUCACGCGAUGCUUGUAAUUCGCAGCUUUUGCAUACAGCGGAGAGGGUGCAGUUGCUUGUGAACAAGAUGAUGAUAGAAAAUCAGUUCAAUGUUGUAGGAGAAGGACUAGUUGGACGAGCUGCUGUUACUGGUAACCAUCAAUGGAUUUUGUCAGAGGGUUAUUGUAGAGAAGCGUACCCAAUAGAGGUUCUGAAAGAGCUGUCUCAACAAUUUUCGGCUGGCAUGCAGACAAUUGCAGUAAUUCCUGUUCUUCCUCACGGUGUUGUUCAACUUGGGUCAUACAAAUUGAUAACGGAGAAUGUCGGUGUUGUGAAUGAUGUGAAAAUGUUGAUUUGUCAACUAGGAUGUGUUCCUGGUGUCUUGCUAUCGGAUGAAAAUGCAAUGAAAGAACCCGUUCAAAACACUGGGGUUCUGUUCCAUCUCGAAAAUUCAGCUUCUGUAGAUUUUACCACGAGAUCGGAAGUGUUGAAAUCUGAGCCGACUUCUUCCUCUUUUCUUAGACAAAAUCGGGAAAGACAGCCUACUGGUGCAACAUUUCAAAGUUCCUCGAUUUCCCAAAGCGUUGUUGAGUACCAUGAUGAUGAUCACCGUCAAGGAAAUGUUGUUCCACUAAUGAAACCAAACAAUUCUCCGAAAAAUCAUCUCAGAAAAGAAGAGGUAAAAGCUGAAGUAAUUCCUUCGAAUCCUAAUAUGUGGCCAAAUCAACAGUCCUCAACUUACAUUCCUUGGCCUCCAAAUCAUGAACAGCGGAUUAUGUCUUCUGCUUGUCAUACAAAAACUAACCCUAUGCCCAAUGGCUAUAAAAUAUCACAGCCAAGAACAGAUCCCGGGCCGAUUCCCAAUUGUCUUGAAAAUUCUGUGCUUCCAUCUGUUGGAGCACAACAAUUAUGUAACGGAGCAGAAAGACAUCUGGAAUCAAUUCCUGAUAUAGAUUCAUUUUUGGAUGCAAACCGAUCUCCAAGGAAGAAUCUCUCUUUCCCACAUUCUGGUGCUGCAAGUGGGCUUCAAAGUUCUGAGUUUUUCUCCAACCUCGAGGCAUCUUCAUCUGGUAAUGUGAACCAUUUGCCUACAAAUUAUUCUGCAGAUAACGGAUGUGCUCAACUUCAGCUGGAUAAUAUGGGAACAGUAGAAAAUGAUUUGUUCCAAGCUCUCGGCAUUGUGCUGACACAAACUAACGAGAAUCAGGGUUUAAGCGAGCACGUUCCUGAUUUUAGUUACGAUGCAAAACAUGAAUACAGGUUGCAGAGUGCAAUGCUGGAGAAUAAUUGUGAAGAUAAAGAUCCGUGUGUCCAUCAGUCAGGGGAUGACUUGUUCGAUAUUCUGGGCGCUGAUUUUAAGAAUAAACUACUAAACGGAAGCUGGAACAAUUUCACAAACGCAAAGGAUAUGGGUCAUAAUCCGUCUACAUCUCUGAUAAGUCAGGAUGCCUCUUCAACUGUCAAUCAAGGGAAAUCUGACUCGGGUACAUUUGCAGUGACUUCUUUCGACCAUCUUUUAGACUUUGGACCGUCAACCCCUUCUGCCAAGCAGGGCUUGGACGAUAAUGUCUCUUGCCGUACCACAUUGACAAAUAUGAGCAGCUCAUCUGGCCCUAAUGCAUCGUGCUCCUAUGGCCGGGUUGGGGCGUCUACUCAAAUGCAGGGCGAGUUAUUUGGUUGUCCCAAGUCUAAUGCAAACACAAGGGUCUUGACGUCUUGUUCGUUUGAUUCUACCAAGGAAACCCCGGCAACCUAUCCUCAAACGAGUUCAAUGUAUGGGUCACAAGUAAGUUCGUGGAUUGAACAAGGGCAUGACAUCAAGAAGACUACUAGUGUUUCAACUGCAAGUUCCAAAAAGCCUGAUGAAACAAGCAAACCAAGUCGUAAAAGGCUUAAACCAGGAGAGAACCCUAGGCCUAGGCCAAAAGAUCGCCAAAUGAUUCAAGAUCGUGUGAAAGAAUUGCGGGAAAUUGUGCCUAAUGGAGCCAAGUGUAGCAUUGAUGCUCUCUUGGAACGCACUAUCAAGCACAUGCUUUUCUUGCAGAGCGUAACAAAACAUGCAGACAAACUAAAACAGACCGGAGAGUCAAAGCUUAUUAGCAAGGAAGGAGGCUUACGUCUUAAGGAUAAUUUUGAAGGGGGAGCAACAUGGGCAUACGAAGUUGGAUCGGAGUCUAUGGUCUGCCCUAUCAUUGUUGAGGAUCUGAAUCAGCCUCGUCAGAUGCUUGUGGAGAUGCUUUGUGAACAACGGGGCUUCUUCUUGGAAAUUGCUGACAUUAUUCGAGGAUUAGGACUGACUAUCUUGAAGGGGGUCAUGGAAAUGAAGAAUGAGAAAAUAUGGGCACGAUUUGCUGUUGAGGCUAACAGAGACAUAACGAGGAUGGAGAUAUUUAUAUCCCUCGUUCAUCUCUUGGAGCAAACAACAAAAAACGGAGUGGAAACGCCCAAUGGUACUGACAACGAAGCAAUGAAGGCUCACCAGUUCCACCAAGCAGCGUCAGUCCCAGCAGCCAGUAGUUUGCACUGAUGAUCCACCAUGGCACGAACGGCCUGUGUCUGGAUAUACGUUAAGAGCGAGCUGAGCGACCGACCAUCGUGCUUGCCAUGACUAACUUCACUCCAGGUAGAUCCUUUUGGUGGUCCAAAUGUUAACUCUUCGUGCUCUUGUAUCUAAACCCAAGCUCUGGGCUAUAGGAAGAUUUCGUUUGAGAUGACCUGAGUGAGUAUUGUAUUUCCAGAAUGUAUGUAUUGCUGAGCCCGACUCUUAGCGCAACGAUCGAGGCUCUAGAACAUAUGUAUCCCUAGCUAGCUAGGAUGAGUGUUGAUUGCAUAAAGUAGUUUAUUUGAUUCAUCUCCUUGAAGCAGUAGUUUGUUUGUGUAGGUGAAGAAACUAUUUUCUUUUAAAUGGAGUGUUGAUUCAGAUCUGAUAGGUCCUGUACAGAGAGAUGGGAGAUGAUAGGAAGGGAUUUGUUCAGCAAAUUAGCACUAUUUUUCUUUAGCAUU